CUCUCAUCCCUUGUCUUUGUCUCCUCGCGGUGAGAAGACAAACCCGCCCGGGAAAGACAAAAAAGAAGCGCUUCUUCUCUCUCUCUCUCUCCCUCUCUCUCUCCCUCUAUUGAGUCAAGGAAAGAGCAGAAAUCGGGACUGGACACUUUGUUUGGAGGGGAAAUUAUCUCUCGCAUGAGGCGAGCCGGAUCUGUCCUGUAUACAGAGGAGCGCGCAGUGCUGCACCUUUUCAAUGGAUUUCAAUACAGUGGAAGUACCCUGGGAAUUUAACGAUUGUUAAUUCGCAUCAACUUAAGAAAUUACGUUCCAACAAGGGGUUUUGUUUCCCACGCAGAGGAAAAACGAUGAUCCUCGCUGUGUUUUAUGUUCUUCUUCCUGUUUUAGAUGUGUUGUCUUACGCGGAGGAGAACCUGCGUGCCGGGGCCACCCGGCUGGACUGCGUGCGGGCCAACGAGCAGUGUCUGAAGGAGCAGGCGUGCAGCACCAAGUACCGCACGAUGAGGCAGUGCGUGGCCGGCGGCAAGGAGAGCAACUUCAGCAUGGUGGCCGGCCUGGAAGCCAAGGACGAGUGCCGGAGCGCGAUUGACGCGCUCAAACAGAGCCCGCUGUACAACUGCCGGUGUAAAAGGGGCAUGAAGAAGGAGAAGAACUGCCUGCGCAUUUACUGGGGGAUGUAUCAGAGUUUACAAGGUAAUGAUUUCUUAGAAGACUCUCCAUAUGAACCCGUGAACAGCCGCCUGUCUGAUAUUUUCCGUCUGGCUCCCAUCAUAGAGGGUGGGGAACCUUGGAGCACCUCUGCCACUUCGGCUCUGGGCAGGGGGGGCACCCAGGGCAGGUUUUCCCAGGGCAGAGAGCCUGCUCUGGGCAGAGGGAGCCCUUCCUCCACGGAACUUCAGGAUCCCAGUAGAAACAGGAGAGCUCAUCCCAAUUGGGCCAUUCUGGCCCCCCUCCUCCACCACCACCACCCCAACUACAACUCCACCCCUCCCACUCAGUUUUCCUCUUUCAACCUGCCAGCAGAGGUAGAGGAGUUCUCAUCCAUCUUCAAGCCAGACUUUGACACGUCUGGAUGUUAA
This is a messenger RNA of Neolamprologus brichardi, 1076 nucleotides long. NCBI's taxonomy places the organism in Eukaryota, Metazoa, Chordata, Actinopteri, Cichliformes, Cichlidae. The record is from RefSeq and is a predicted model, not a curated record.